AUGUUAUUCCAAUCUCAAGUCCUUCCAGUCUUUCUCGCAUUGGCCGCAGUUACGCACGCUGCCGCAGUUACGAAACCUGAUCGCCUGGAGAAAUACGCUCAUGCCAAGGAACCCUGUACACCUGAGGAGGUAGGGUUCUGCCAAACAUACGUACAAACGAGCACCUGGUACGAUUACAGAGAUUGCCGACAUUUUGGGGCUAAGCAAGAAACAACACAUGGCGAGCUUGGACCUAUGUGCGUUUAUGAUUUUGGUUGUCCCCAUUACUGUAACGAUGGGGAUACGGGCUACAUUCUCGCUCCACGAUUCGUUUCUGUUAUCGGGCAGGCUAGAUACGAUCUGUUGCGAGUUUCUACAGAGCAGAUAGAUUACAGUCUGUUAGAGUCAAAUUAG
Molecule: messenger RNA, 393 nt
Organism: Parastagonospora nodorum SN15
Lineage: Eukaryota; Fungi; Ascomycota; Dothideomycetes; Pleosporales; Phaeosphaeriaceae
Exons: 3
Coding region: 1-393 (130 amino acids)
Source: RefSeq, a predicted model, not a curated record